Messenger RNA from Lindgomyces ingoldianus, 615 nucleotides. RefSeq lists its product as uncharacterized. The transcript has 4 exons. Bases 1 to 615 code for a protein of 204 amino acids. The record is from RefSeq and is a predicted model, not a curated record. NCBI's taxonomy places the organism in Eukaryota, Fungi, Ascomycota, Dothideomycetes, Pleosporales, Lindgomycetaceae.
AUGGCAGGUUUAGCGUGGGUUGCUGGGCGAAUGUCUAAAGUCUACGAGAGACUAGGGAAGAUAUGUCCAGCCAAGCAGAGAGUGGUGGAGGUGAAGUCUUCCCUAGAGGAUGUUUAUAGGAAUUGGCUUGUGUAUGUAAGAGGGGUGGAGAACUGGUUGAGCGAAACAUCGGGAUGGACAGAAAGAGCUGAAUUCAACACUGGGUGGGAAGCGAGCAGUCUUUGCCAACCUGGCUUUGGUAUCAAGGUAUGCUUCCCUUUCUGGGUCACUUCUCAUGGCGCACUACUGGUGGGCGGCGUAACAUUCGAUGGCCAGAGGAGCAAUCAGCUACUACUCCUUCAACAUGCUCGUAUCCAAACACCUGCACAAGUAGCUCUAAGAUUCGAAUUAUCGCGGCAUGGCACAUACGAUUUCGACAAGCAACAGUCUCCCCAGCUUAUAGGGCAUCAAUUUGAGCGGUUGGGAAAUAUCUCUAAGGAAAGUCUCGACAUCAAUCCCAUCCUAAAUGGAGGAAGGCUGACAUUCUGUGCAGAUUCUCUGCGCUUCUUAGCAGGUUAUCUAGUCGUCCCCAUCAUCCUCGAUAACUUGUCAACGUUCUAUCCUUUUCCGAAAUGA